GCCCCUUCUCCCCCCCCCCCGCAGCCAUGGCCGAAGAGCCGCUCGAGGUGUUGGUCAAAACCCUCGACUCGCAGACCCGCAGCUUCCAGGUGGAACCGGAGAUCUCAGUGCGUGAGUUCAAGGAGCGAAUUGCGGGCGCCGUCAGCAUCGCGGCCGAGAAGCAGCGUCUGAUCUACCAGGGCCGCGUCCUGCAGGACGAGCGACGCCUCAAGGAAUACAGUGAGGGGGUGUUUGGGGGGGGAUUUGGGAGUCCUGGGAGUGAGCACUGGGGGGUCUGGGGGUCUGGGGGUCUGGGGGUGGCAUUGGGGAUCUGGGGGGCAUUUGGGGGUCCUCCCCAGGUCUCUGACACCCCCCCCCAAUGCCCCCCCAGAUGUGGGGGCAAGGUGAUCCACCUGGUGGAGCGGGCGCCCCCCCCCGCGCAGUCGCCCUCCUCGGGGGGUCCCUCGGGGCUGGGGUCCCCCCCGGCCCCCCAAAACGGGGGGGGCCCCCGCGGCCCCGACCGCAACGCCAACAGCUACGUCAUGGUGGGGACCUUCAACCUUCCGAUCGACGGCUCUUCGGUUGACGUCCACAUCAAUAUGGACCAGGGCCCUGCCCAGAGCGAACCCCGCAUGCGGCUGCUGGUGGCGCAGCAUCUCCUGCACGACAUCCAGGGCAUCCUGAGCCGCCUGGAGGGCAGCAAUGGGGCUCGGUCUCCCCCUGAGGCGCCCCCGGAGGCCCCCCCGAGGCGGCCGCCCCCCCCGAGGAUCGUAUGGAGCCCCCCGAACCCCCCCGAAUCUGCGUCGGCGGGCAGCGAGGAGCCCCCCCAGCCCGGCCCCGAGCCCCCCGCGGCUCCCGAGGCCGCUGCCAGCCCCCCCUCGCCGGCGGAGCUGGGGGAGCUGCUGGGCGAGCUGCGGCGCCUGGAGGAGCGGCUGGAGCCCUUCCGGCUGCGCUUCCGACAGAUCCUGAGCAGCGCCGCCACCGCCGACUACAAUAACAACACCGAGGGCCGCGAGGAGGCGCAGCGUGUGGUGAACCUGGUGGGGGAGGCGCAGCGGCUGCUGGGCAACGCGCUGGUGGCCGUGUCCGAGCUGCGCUGCAAUCUGGGGGGGCCCCCCCCGCGCCCCCUGCAGCUCGCCCGGCCUCUGCCCCACUACGGGCCCCCCAUGCUGCUGCAGCAGGCCGCCAUCCCCAUCCAGAUCAACGUGGGGACGACGGUGACGAUGACAGGGGGCAAUGGGGCACGCGCCCCCCCUGCUGACAGCCCCCCCCCCUUCGGCCCUCCCCGGCCCCCCAAACCCCCUCCGACCCCCCCGAGGGGCCCCCCCCCGCCUCCCCCGGGGCCCCCCCCGGCCCCCCCCGCCCCCCCCCGCCUGAUCCGCAUCGCACACCAGACCGUGGAGCCGCUCGUCAUGAUGCACAUCCAGGACUCGGCCUCACAGGCGGGGGGAGGGGGCAGCGGCCCCCCCGGACCCAGCGUGGGGGGGGGCCCCCCCACAGCUGCCACCGCUGCCCCCCGAGUUCCUGCAGGCCGUGGCCCAACAGAUCACGCAGCAGGCAUUGGCGGCUGCAGGCCAGGCCGUGGGGGGGGUUCCAGGCUCCGGCCCGCGUGGUCAUCGCCCGCCCCACGGCGCCCGCCCCCCGCCCCACACAUCCCGGCGCCCCACAAGCUGCUGCUGCCCCUGCCGCGGGGGGGGGCGUCGCUGGCGCAGGCGAUCAGUGGCCUCGUGGGGCAACUCCUGAUGCAGCCCCUGGUGCUGGCCCAGGGCUCCUCGGCUGCUCCGGCCCCUCCUCCCCCCGCCGCCGCCCCCCCUCCCGGCUCGGGGCCCCCCCCCCCCCCCCCCGGUCCAUGGUUCGAUGCCACUCAGGGCGCCCCCGCCCCCCCCACGGAUGCCGCUGCCGCCCCCCCCGCCGCGCCCCCACCCUCGGACACCACCACCCCCCCCCUCCUCCUCUGCCGCAGCCCCUCCCCCCGGCGAGGAGCCCCCCCCGUCCUCGUCACCCCCCCCUGCCGCUGCGGGGGAGCCAAUGCCAGGAGUGGGGGGGGUCCUCGUGCCGGGGGGGCCCCCCCGGAGGCGCUGCCCCCCGAGUUCUUCACCAGCGUGGUGCAGGGGGUGCUGAGCUCCAUGUUGGGGCCCCUCGGGGCACCGCCCCCCCCGGCCCCCCCCGAGAGCAUCGCCGCCUUCCUGCAGCGCCUGAGCGGAGCCCCCCCCCUGCUGGAGGGGGGGCAGGGGCCCGACGGGUUCCUGGGGGCGCUGCUGGCGCUCAUCUGCCAACACCUCUCGAUGGUGGAUGUGGUGCUGCUGCUGCACGGGCGCUGCCAACCCCUGCAGAGGCUGCAGCCGCUGCUGCGGCGCUGCUUCCGGCAGCGCUUCCUGGGGGGGCGGCAGCCCACCGACUCCAACGUGCGGGCGGCGACGCAGGCGCUGGUGACGGGUCUGGAGGAGUUCAUCCGCGAGAGCUUCGCCGGCGUCCGUGUGGCCGAGGGCGUCGACAUCACCCGAACCAACGUGGAAUUCCUGCAGGAGCUCUUCAAUCGCAUCGCUUUGCACGUGCUGCGCUGCACCGACGGGUCCUUCGGGCCGCGGCUCCUCGAGCUCUGUAACCGGGGGCUCCUCGAGUGCCUCGCCCUGAACCUGCUCUGCCUGCGCGGGGAGCGACAGGCGCUCGGCGCCCUCAUCAGCGACCGCAUCCGGCGGCUGUCGGCGGACGCAUCUCCGGCGCUGGUGGCGUGGCUGACGGCGCUGGUGGGAAUGCGGCUGCAGGCGGUGCUGGAGCAGAUCCCGGUGCCCCCCGAGCACGUCCUGCCCUACGUGCGCCGCCUCGGGGAGCCCGCCCCACACCAGGUGGUGCCCGAGGAGCCCAUGGAGGUGGAGCCGGAGCCCCCGGAGGAGGCGCAGCGCGAGGCCGCCGGCUCCCCCGCCCCCGCCACCACCGCCGAGGAGGCGCUGCCCCCACCCCCGGGAGAGGAGUGGGCGGGGGCUGUGCCCGCCGACUGGGUGCCCAUCAUCCGCGAGGACGCUCAGCGCCAGCGCAAGAUGAAGGCGCAGCCGCCGCUCAGCGACGCCUACGUCAGCGGUGCCCCCGCCAAGCGCCGCAAGACCUCGCAGGCCGAGGGGCCGCCGCUGCUGUUGGCCGAGGCCGUGGGUCGCGCCGCCCGCGCUGCCGGGGUUCGUCCCCUCGGACCCCCCGAGAGCCUCAGCCGCGACCUGAGCGACGGCACCUUACAGGAGGGAUACCGGCAGCAGGUGUGGGGCGGGGGGGGCACCGGCGGGUGGUUGGGGGGCUGUGGGGGGGCUCUUCAGGCAGACCUCGGGCGCCGCCUGCGGGAGGACCCCGACUUCUCCCCCCGGCGCUUCCCCAGCGCCCAUCGCGCCUUCGCAGCCGCGCGCCCCCCCGCGCCCCCUCCGCAGUAA
Cuculus canorus (common cuckoo) is the source of this 3395-nucleotide messenger RNA. RefSeq names its product BAG cochaperone 6 (gene BAG6). NCBI's taxonomy places the organism in Eukaryota, Metazoa, Chordata, Aves, Cuculiformes, Cuculidae. The record is from RefSeq and is a predicted model, not a curated record. Gene Ontology annotation, cellular component: BAT3 complex. Gene Ontology annotation, molecular function: misfolded protein binding; polyubiquitin modification-dependent protein binding.